This is a messenger RNA of Thamnophis elegans (Western terrestrial garter snake), 3807 nucleotides long. It is a transcript of the gene GTF2I, whose product is annotated as general transcription factor IIi. The record is from RefSeq and is a predicted model, not a curated record. The transcript is spliced from 35 exons. Gene Ontology annotation, molecular function: DNA-binding transcription factor activity. Lineage: Eukaryota; Metazoa; Chordata; Lepidosauria; Squamata; Natricidae. Gene Ontology annotation, cellular component: nucleus. Bases 347 to 3412 code for a protein of 1021 amino acids.
GCGCAGAGGCGGGUUGGUGGACGAGAAGGAGAAAAAAAAGACCACCCUCGCCCUAUUCAGCCUCCUCCUCCUCCUCCUCCCCCCUCCCCCCACCUUCUGCUCGGUUCUGGGUUCAGGGUGAGCCGUUGAGCUGAGGCCCGCGCGCCGCCCGAGACUUGAGCAUCGAAGAAGCAAGCCGAGCGCGGGAGAGCCGAGUCGGCCAGACCCCGGGAGCCUUCAGCCGAACGGCCUGCAUUGUUUUCGUGAGGGUGGAAGCGCGGAGGGACGGGGACGGGCUACUCCCCCCUCCUCCCCCCCCGCGACUCCGGAGCGACGAGUUCCAUUUUAUUUGUGCAGAAUUCUUAUAAUGCAGAGAAUAGCAAAAAUGGCUCAAGCAGCAAUGGCAGCAGCAGCAGCAUCUAGUCAUGAUGAGGACUCAUCUGAAAGCAGAAUGGUGGUUACCUUUCUCAUGUCAGCCCUUGAGUCAAUGUGCAAAGAGCUUGCCAAGUCUAAGGCAGAGGUUGCCUGCAUUGCUGUGUAUGAAACAGAUGUGUUUGUGGUGGGCACUGAGAGAGGAAGAGCCUUCGUCAAUACAAGAAAAGAUUUUCAGAAGGAUUUUGUGAAGUACUGUAUUAAUGAAGAAGCAAAAGCUGUAGAAUUGCAGAAGGCAAAAUCAUCCUCUCUUGAUAACAGGAUGACUGUAGAUGUUGUGGAAAUGGAAGCUCUAAAGAAAUCUGUUGAGGAUUAUUUUUGUAUUUGCUACGGUAAAGCUUUAGGAAAAUCAACAGUAGUUCCUGUGCCAUAUGAUAAGAUUCAGAGGGAUCCAUCUGCUUUGAUAGUACAUGGGCUUCCAGAAGGACUUGCUUUUAAACAUCCCUCCAGCUAUGAUGUCUCAACACUGAAGUGGAUUUUGGAGAACAAAUCUGGAAUCUCAUUUAUCAUCAAAAGACCUUUCCUUGAGCCAAAGAAACAUUUAGGCCGUCUUUCAGAUUCGUCACACAUGAUGACAUCUCCAGGUAUAAGUUCCAUUCAGGUGAAGACUGAGCCCAAUGAAGAUUCUGGACUUGAGAUGGUAACAGUUAAAGAAGAAUCAGAAGACCCUGAAUAUUAUCAAUUUAAUAUUCCAGGUCCUUCAGAAACUUCGGCGAUUGAUGAGAAAAUCGCCAUGGCAAAGUCUUACACAGGGAGCAACCAGGGUUCCGAUUGCAGUGAAGGAACAGAUGUGGAAUUACCAGUAGAAGAUUCUUCUCAGCAUGCCACUUCUGAAACAAGUGAGGAUCCUGAAGUGGAAGUGACCAUUGAAGAUGAUGAUGACUAUUUACCACCACAUAAGAAGACAAAGAGCAUAGAACCAGUUAAUGAUGCUUCCAAUGUGGGGAGAAGAAAAGCUAGAGAGUUCAAUUUUGAGAAAUGGAAUGCCCGAAUUACAGACUUGAGAAAGCAAGUUGAAGAAUUAUUUGAAAGAAAAUAUGCUGAAGCUAUUAAUGCAAAAGGGCCUGUAUCUAUCCCGUAUCCACUCUUCCAAUCUCAUGUUGAAGAUCUGUAUGUGGAAGGAUUACCAGAAGGAAUUCCUUUUCGUAGACCCUCCACUUAUGGGAUCCCACGUCUGGAACGGAUUUUACUGGCAAAGGAAAGGAUCCGAUUUGUGAUUAAGAAGCAUGAGUUGCUAAAUUCAACACGAGAAGAUUUACCAUUAGACAAACCAGUUACAGGAGUGAAAGAAGAAUGGUAUGCCAGAAUUACAAAACUAAGGAAAAUGGUAGAUCAGUUAUUCUGCAAAAAAUUUGCUGAAGCCUUGGGAAGCACUGAACCAAAGGCCGUACCUUAUCAGAAAUUUGAAGCGCAUCCCACUGAUCUUUAUGUGGAAGGUUUGCCAGAGAAUAUUCCAUUUCGGAGUCCCUCUUGGUAUGGAAUCCCCCGGCUAGAGAAAAUUCUUCAAGUGGGGAAUAGGAUAAAGUUUGUAAUAAAAAAGCCAGAACUACUCACAGUCAGUUCCACAGAAGUUACUCAACCAAGAACAAACAUGCCAGUCAAAGAAGAUUGGAAUGUCAGAAUCACAAAAUUGAGGAAACAAGUAGAAGAAAUAUUUAAUAUGAAAUUUGCACAAGCUCUGGGUCUCAGUGAAGCAGUGAAAGUUCCUUAUCCUGUCUUUGAGUCAAAUCCUGAUAAUCUGUAUGUAGAAGGUUUGCCUGAAGGGAUCCCCUUUCGAAGCCCAACCUGGUUUGGAAUCCCUCGCCUGGAAAGAAUUGUGCGGGGCAGUGGAAAAAUUAAAUUCAUUGUAAAGAAGCCAGAGCUUGUUACCUCAUUCUUGCCUCCAGAAUUGGUUUGUAAAGUGAACACUUCAGUAAACGUCUCUGUAGGCGCUCAGAGUCCCAGCAGCUCAAACUCUACACGAAGUCCUGUAAGCAACUCUAAAGUUCCAGAGAUUGAAGUUACUGUAGAUGAAGGUCCUGCUAAUAGGGUAUCAACCUCAGAUGUUAGAACUAAUCCUCAAACCAAUGGAUCUAAUACAGGCUUUAAGCCAAGAGGAAGAGAGUUUUCUUUUGAGGCCUGGAAUGCCAAGAUUACUGAUUUGAAACAGAAAGUUGAAAAUCUUUUUAAUGAAAAAUGUGGGGAAGCUCUUGGACUGACAGAACCUGUUAAAGUUCCUUUUGCGCUUUUUGAAUCUUAUCCUGAAGAUUUUUACGUUGAAGGCCUUCCUGAGGGAGUGCCAUUCCGUCGCCCAUCCACUUUUGGCAUUCCAAGAUUGGAAAAAAUUCUCCGAAACAAAGCUAAGAUAAAAUUUAUCAUUAAAAAGCCAGAAAUGUUUGAGGCAGCAAUUAAAGAAAAUGCUACUGCUAUUCCAAAUCCUCAAAGAAGAACCAGCUUAUGUAAUACUGUGAUAAAUGCUGUAAGUGUGCCUGACCCAGUGGUGAACACAGCUGCUGGAGUAGAAGACCUUAACAUCAUUCAGGUGACAAUACCAGAUGAUGAUGAGAGAACCUCCAAAGUAGAGAAGGCCCGGCAGCUGAGAGAGCAAGUGAAUGAUCUCUUCAGUCGAAAAUUUGGGGAAGCUAUUGGUAUGGGAUACCCUGUGAAAGUCCCAUACCGAAAAAUCACUGUCAACCCUGGCUGUGUGGUGGUGGAUGGAAUGCCCCCUGGUGUAUCUUUUAAAGCUCCCAGCUAUCUUGAAAUCAGUUCCAUGAGGAAGAUUCUGGAUUCUGCAGAAUUUAUUAAAUUUACCGUCAUUAGACCAUUCCCUGGACUUGUAAUGAACAACCAAAUUACUGAAAAAGCAGAAGCAGAAGUCCCAGCAGCCACUGUGCCAGCUCCUGAACAGGUUAUACAAGAGCCAGUUGAAGCAGACCAAAUAGUACAAGUAUCUGUGGAGGAAGAUUCAGUACAGACUGAAGAACACUCUCAAAUAAAGCAGGAGCCAGAUCCAACGUGGUAGACCUGACUUGCAUUAGAGUAAAGGACAGUCAUAACACGAAGCAGAGUGGUGGGUGGUAUUCAGAUACUUUUCUAGGUAGGAAAUGGACCCCCGACUGUUGCUGUGAAUGCAGAAUCUAUGAUCUGACUUCCAUUUAUAUUGGUCCUGUAACUAUGUAGAUCACUUAACUUGGUGGAGUCCCUCUUACAGUCUUUUAAGUUGUGCUCCUUUUGUCCUUGCGCCACUUGCUUUGACUUCUAGUCCUCCUGAACCUUUAGAGCAAUCUUCCACACCCUUUAUGCCCUCUGUUUGUUUUGGAUGGCAUCCUCUCUGCCCAUUGGCUUUGCUGGCUGGGGCUGAUGGGUGUCAGAGUCCAUGUCUGGAGGGCUUGAGAUACCUAACAUGAACCAAGUUAA